Molecule: messenger RNA, 1122 nt
Organism: Adineta ricciae
Lineage: Eukaryota; Metazoa; Rotifera; Eurotatoria; Adinetida; Adinetidae
Source: the annotation of a GenBank genome assembly
AUGACUUCGGCAUUAUACUAUCAAUCAAUGAUAGCACCUCCACAGCAGCAACAGCAGCAGCAGCAGCAGCAACAACAACAGCAGCAGCAGCUUCCGCCCCAAAUGUCGAUGUACUAUCAUCCGCAACAACAUCAAUCACAAUUGAUACAACAUCCGACUCAUCAUAUGCUUGCAUCCACACCAGUACAGAAUCGUGAACAACAUCAUCCGCCAAAAGAAAUUCAGAAACCGAAAGGUCGAAUGAGUGCCUAUACAUUUUUCGUGCAGAAAUGUCGAGAUGAACAUCGAAAAGCGUAUCCCAAUGAAAACGCCAAUUUUAGUGAAUUUUCAAAGAAAUGUGCGGAAAAAUGGAAGACAAUGUCAGAAAAUGAUAAAACAAAAUUUGCUGCACAAGCUGAAGCUGAUAAACAAAGAUUCGAACGUGAAAUGGCUGUCUAUCAACCUGGUGAAAAGCGAACGAAGAAAAAGAAAAAGGAUCCAUUAGCACCCAAACGACCCCUAUCGGCAUUCUUUCACUAUUGUAAAGAAGAACGACCGAAAUUGAAAGCAUUAAAUCCGAGUUUAUCAGUGGGUGAAAUUGCAAAGGAAUUAGGUGACAGAUGGAAUCAUACAUUACCUGAUGGAAAGCAAACGUACGAAGAAGCAGCACAGAAAGAUAAAGAACGAUAUGAAAAAGAAAUGAAUGAAUUCAAAUUAGCAAAUAAAAAAGCGAAAUCAAAUUCAACUACUCAGGUAUUACCACCACCACCACUACAACAACAACAACAGCAUCAUUCCGAACAACAGAUUCGAAUCCAUCAAGAUCAACAACAACAGUAUUCAUCUUCCUCCUAUCAACUACCGACAUUUGCUUCGAUGCAAACGUUUCAACCGCAGACUUUUACUCAAAUGAACAACUUUCAAGAUAAUGGAUUAACACCACCUCUCUUUCGUCAUUACAAUGGUUAUUCAUUGCCAAUGUCACAUAACAAUGUGCAAAUGCAACAAUAUCAAACUUUACAGCCGCAACAUCAUGUUCAACCACACCAGGCAACAUAUCAAACAUUAACAUCGGUCAAUACCAAUCAUUUAAAACAUCACGAAGAUAAUAUUAAUCAUCCUGAAUCCGAGAGUGAUAAAUAA